Messenger RNA from Trichobilharzia szidati, 1025 nucleotides. The record is from the annotation of a GenBank genome assembly. NCBI's taxonomy places the organism in Eukaryota, Metazoa, Platyhelminthes, Trematoda, Strigeidida, Schistosomatidae.
GAUAUUGAAAGGUUACGCGCCAGACACAAAUAUCUGAAAUGGCGUUGAGUACGGUUGCCAGACAAAUUGCUUCGGUUGUGAAGCUCUUCCCCCGGUUUUCCUCUCAUUCCCCAGUUGUUGCUGUACCUGGAGGAGUAAAAGAUAAAAUGCUGAAGUUUAUAGAGCAUAACCCGAGUCUGUGUGAUACAGUUGCUGGGUCUCUAAAUACACCUAUUGGGACGAAGUUGUCAAAGCUACAAGAAGAUCUUCUUUGGGAAGUUGCUUUGGUAGAGCCGAGCGUCUUAGCUGCUGGAAAAAUCAAGCCCAGUUCUAAGGAAAACCCAAAUUUAGUUAGUAGUUCAGACAUCAGAACUAUCCAGCAGUGUCACUGUGACCCACAUCAUCAUUACACAAUGCACCUGCUCCUCCAUCGUGAUCUUCCUACACGAUGUCAAUGUGGACACUGGUUUCUUCUUGUUGAUGAAAAGACUUAUGAAGAAGAACGAGAGAAAAAGUGGGCAAAGAUAAAAGAUGAACCUGAAAAUGUGGAAUUGCUUAAACGAUUUGAGGAGCUGGAGAAAGAAAUGAAUAUUCUUUUGGCCGAAGGAAAAUCUAUGACGCUAAAUACCCCUGGCUCUGAUGAGUUGAUGGACAAUAUAGCUAUUAAAUGGAAGGAAAUGAAGAAGAUCUAUGCUAAAAUGCGCAAAAAUAUGUUGCUUGACUAAUUAUUAGGGUUAUCAUAUCUGUCAAAGUAGACGUUUACUGGUCAUUAUUGUAGUAAUAGAAGAUUAUUUUGAGUGGUCAUCAUGAGGGACAUCAGUAUAAAUCAGAACGAAUAUAUUGUUUACUGAAUAUAAGUAUUUUUCAUAAUUUAAUGCAUUGUUUUAUAAACUGAUUAAAUAUUUAUAUAAUUUUCGGUCAUCCUUUUGCUAGUGACUGAUUUCGAUCUUGACAUGAUGAAUAUAGCUGUGCAAACCGUGGUGACUUACUGUUUUGUAUGGCAGACAGAUUACAAGUGCUAGUUACUACUGAAAGGAAGGAGGAGG